Molecule: messenger RNA, 1515 nt
Organism: Aspergillus homomorphus CBS 101889
Lineage: Eukaryota; Fungi; Ascomycota; Eurotiomycetes; Eurotiales; Aspergillaceae
Product: MFS general substrate transporter
Exons: 5
Coding region: 1-1515 (504 amino acids)
Biological process (GO): transmembrane transport
Molecular function (GO): transmembrane transporter activity
Source: RefSeq, a predicted model, not a curated record
AUGAUUGCUGUGGCGGCCCGGCCAUCCCUCGCCAAGGAUGCCUCGUAUCGACUCCUGCAGCCGAAGAAGGGCCAGUGGUUGAUUUUCGGGUUUCUGGCCUUGCUCUCGUUCAUCAUUUCGCUGGACACCACGAUCAUCACGCCUGCCAUCCCGGUCCUCGAGCUGUCCCUGAAUGGCGACACCGUCAAGGCCUUCUGGGCCGGCACCUCCUACCUCCUCGCCAGCGCCGUGUGCCAGCCGUUCAUCGUUGAUUUGUCCGACGUGUUCGGUCGCCGGGAAGUCUUGUUCGUCGUCGUUUGCCUGUUCACGCUCGUGACCAUCCUGUCGGCCGUGGCCCAUGGCUUCAACCUCCUAACCGGUCGGUCGCUGGAGGGCGUCGGCAGCGGCGGAAUCAUGGCCAGUUGCAUCGUCAUCACGACCGACAUUGUGCCGCUGCGCCAGCGCCCGACCUACUACGCGAUCGUGCAGAUGGCCUGGGCGAUCGGCAUGCUGGCCGUGCCCGUCAUCGGCUGCGCCAUCGCGCAGAACAUCAUCUGGCGCUGGAUCUUCUACAUCAAUCUGCCCUUCCGCGGCAUCGGGCUGGCGAUGGUACCGCUGACGGUGCGCCUGAAGGCCGACCGACCCAGCAUCAUGCAGCGCCUGACGUCCAUCGACUGGAUUGGCGGCGUCUUGUUCAUCGGCAGCCUGUGCAGCUUCCUCAUCGGCAUCACCUGGGGCGGGAACCAGUUCGCCUGGGCCAGCUGGCAGAUCAUCGUGCCGAUCGUCGUUGGCACCGUCGGGUGCGUUGCCGCGCUCUUUUGGGAGGCGUUCAUGGCCCAUUCCCCGUUCAUUCACGGCCGCCUGUUCGCCAGCUACUCCGCUGUCGUCGCAUACAUCUGCGCAUGUCUGCAGGGCACACUGAUGCUCGGACUCCUGUACUUCAUCCCGCUGAGCCUGCAGAUUGUCAAGGGCUUCGACGCGAUCAGCAGUGGACUGGCGCUCAUGAUGAUCCUGGGGGUGAUGUUGCCGGCGAGCGUGGUGGCAGGAAUGCCGCUGACGCGACUGGGGGCGUACCGGUGGGCGAUCUGGAGCGGAUGGGUGCUGCCGACGGUGGCGAUCGGGCUGCUGACGCUAGUGGACGCGCACAUCUCAGCGGCGCGCUGGGUGUUCAUCUUCCUGACGCUGGGGGUAGGCCAGGGACUUGUGCUGACGGCGCAGGACUUCGCCGUGCAGGCAUUGGCGCAGAACCGCCUCGCGCACCACCUCGUUGAAGCCCGGCUGCCGGCCCGCGUCGCCUCCGCCGCCGCCGAGUUCGCUCUCGAGUUGCGGUCCUCUGCUCUCUCGCCCGCCGAGAAAUCGGCCUAUGUCCACGCUUUCCGCGUCGCCUUCCGCGAUCUCUGGAUCUUCUUUGGCGCUGUCUCUGCCUUCGCAUUCGUGCUGUCGCUCGUCAUUCGGCAUGCGACGCUGGAUCGGACAUUGCAGUCGGAGCAUACUCUUCUUGAACGGAAGAAGUGUGCAGGAGGAAGAGAAGGUUGA